AUGUCAAUGGAGCGUUUGUGUCUUAUCAUCUGCAGCAUCUGUGUCAUCGCUGUACCAAGUCGUACCCAUGAAAAUAAUACAUUGCUCUUGCAUUCUCCACCCGAUCUCCAUGUCUGGCUGGGAGGAAUUGCUAUAUUCACCUGCAACCUAACAGCGCUGAACUUCACUCCUAAAGAUGUUAACUGGUAUAAGGGAAACCGUACCCAAUCAACAAAAAUCGCAGAUGUAAAGUAUGCUGAUAGUAACAGACUCAACAUCACUAAAGAUUGGGAGCAGAAAAUAGCUGUACUGCACAUACAAAAUGUAACACUGAAUGACAGCGGACAAUAUUAUUGUGGGCAUGUAAAUGUCGAAGGAAAUGGUCAAAUCUUUAUCAGCAACACAUCUGAUCUGACUGUGAAUAAUGUCUCUUAUUCAGCUACAACAGGUCCUGACCAAACUAAGAAAGGACCAACAGACAAUAAUGCCAUGGCCUCACGACAAAGGGCUACUAUAGCUACGUCCAUUCUUCUGGUUCUUCUCCUACUGCUUCUCAUUGGAAUCACCACUUUUAUUGUGUGGUAUAGACAACGAAACAAGAUGCCGCAUCCUCAACUAAGACAUCUGGAAAAACCACCCCAGGAUGCUAAUGUGUACACCGUUGACUAUGGUGUGUUAGAUUUUGGGAAUAAUCAACCCUCCAGGAAAUCAGCAGAAAUAUCCAUACAGGAGCAAGUGGAAUAUGCUACAAUCAUGUUCCCAUAA
This is a messenger RNA of Nanorana parkeri, 744 nucleotides long. It is a transcript of the gene PDCD1, whose product is annotated as programmed cell death 1. The record is from RefSeq and is a predicted model, not a curated record. The transcript has 5 exons. Bases 1 to 744 code for a protein of 247 amino acids. Gene Ontology annotation, biological process: negative regulation of immune response; positive regulation of T cell apoptotic process. Gene Ontology annotation, cellular component: external side of plasma membrane; membrane. NCBI's taxonomy places the organism in Eukaryota, Metazoa, Chordata, Amphibia, Anura, Dicroglossidae.